Messenger RNA from Megachile rotundata (alfalfa leafcutting bee), 3285 nucleotides. RefSeq names its product Helicase with zinc finger. Gene Ontology annotation, biological process: regulatory ncRNA-mediated post-transcriptional gene silencing. Gene Ontology annotation, molecular function: helicase activity. The record is from RefSeq and is a predicted model, not a curated record. Gene Ontology annotation, cellular component: cytosol; P granule. Lineage: Eukaryota; Metazoa; Arthropoda; Insecta; Hymenoptera; Megachilidae.
GAGUGAACACUGACCUGUCAGUAGUCGAAAGCGUUGUACUCGUCGUGGAAUGAUGCUACCGCGAAAAUGCGUGAUGAAAUUUGUGCGUUUGUUAUGUCUGGGUUAGGAUCGAAUUAUAUCCUAUCGAUAAAAUGUAAAGCUGCGUUUGUGUCGUAAUACGGUAACGAGUGUUCGAAUUUCGGGAUAUAUUCAGAAUUUCAAGCGGCCAUCAUGGCUAACUGUUCGCUUAGGCUCAAUGGAGAGACUAAGUUUCCCAGCAUCGCCGAAAAGGUCCAUCGCGAUUGGGUUAAGUCGAAAAAUCCUGAGAAAGUUAUCGUUUGCAAGGAAUCGGAGGACGUGUUAAUUGUUCCCGACAACAAUCUCUGUUGUCGAUCGACGAGUUGUCAUGUCAUUUAUUGUUGGAAUUUUCACAUUCUGGCGCGUGGUAAACAAUUACAACAAGUAGCAUUAACUUUGGACGAGAAUCGUAAAAAUUUUGCUUUGAAGUCGGUUUUAUAUAAUACCAAUGAAAUUGGAGUGACAAAUGGUCAAGAAUGGUGUAGUACAGAGUUAGAUGCAAUGAAUACGAAAAGAAACAAAAGCAGCAAAGUACAGUAUUAUGUCAAAAUCUGUUUUGUUGCCAAUCAGUAUGGUACUUAUCGUCAGAACAUUAUUUUUUACUUUGGGGAAUAUCCUGUAAUACUUCAAAGGAUAUGCGUGGAUUGUUUACCGGUCGAAGACUUUUCAAGAAUUCAUAAAGCCACGAACUAUCAGUUUUCACAGAAUCCAAAAACAUGGAUAAACGAAACGACGUUAAUUUGUCGCUUUAAAUCACCGUUUGUGCCACCAAAAGAUCCCAGAGAAGAUAAAUUAGCUAUGAUAUAUCCGUACCCGGAUAGAAACAAUUUCUUUUUAACUCAACAAUCCCUUACGGACGAUUGCUUGACACCAGAAAAUUAUAGAGGUCGUCUUCACGAAUUAAUCACGGUGGAAGAAUUAGCUAGACACGAACAAAUUGCCAGAUACAAUGAAAGCACGUAUAUGCGGCUUCUUUGCCAUUAUAUUUUGGCUUCUUCGGGUGAUGCAUCUACCACCGUCAAAUACGCACCGCCUGGUGAGCUCUUUGCUCAGUUACCACUAAGCCGCAGUAUCACAGAAGAUACAAAAAGCGGAAGACUGUUCCUGAGAGGUUGCAAUAGAGUACUUUUCAAGAGCCGUAACUCGAAUAUAAUAUUCGAAGCACACAUAGAAGACAAGUGUACGCAAACUGUGUACGUAAGACUGUCCAAAAUGUGUGUAGACACGUUACACUUGGUGGCGAAUACAGAUCUGGAAGUGCAAUUGCAAUUUGUACUGAAUCGUUUGCCUUCCUGCGAGUGGCACAAAGCUGUAGAUAGCUUGCCCGAUGUAGGUCUAGUUUUUUUAAGCAAAGCUCAUAAGGAGAUAAAAGAGAUCGAUGGUAUAACUUUGCCAGAUGCCACUAUGAAGAAUCGUUUAUUUAAUACGGAACAAAAAAGAGCUCUAGCGAUCAUAACAGCCCCUAUAGAGAUUUCUUUACCACCGAUUUUGUUACUUGGACCAUUUGGAACAGGAAAAACGUUUACCAUUGCUCAGGCCCUAAGAGUCCUGCUCACCAGUAGUUCCGAAUACAAGAUUCUGCUUUGUACCCAUAGCAAUAGCGCAGCCGAUCUGUACGUCAAAGAAUUCUUCGACGGUUGGUACAAAAUGGAAAAGUAUCCACGAUUAAGACCCGUCAGAAUUUAUUACAAAGGUCGAGCCAGAAACACGGUACAUCCAGUGGUCCAAGAGUACACCUUGAUGCAAGAUAACGGUACUUUCCGUGAUCCUACCGAGAAGGACCUUCAAGAUUGCGGACUGAUCGUGACCACUCUGACCACAUCCAGUUCAUUAACGUGCCUAAACUUGUCGUUCACGCAUAUAGUGAUAGACGAGGCAGCCCAGGCUUUAGAAUGCGAGGUUCUGAUACCACUGUCGUUAGCCACACCUCAGACCCGUCUAAUUCUGGCUGGCGAUCAGAUGCAACUAGCGCCAGAAAUUUAUAGCGAUUUGGCGAACGAACGGGGCCUAGGGGUCACCUUACUCGAGAGGAUCUAUGGCAUGUAUCCGCCGACGCAUCCUUGUAGGAUACAUCUUUGUCAGAACUACCGUGCCCAUGGAGACAUCAUCAAGUAUACAUCCGAGAUGUUUUACGAGGGGGUGGUGAAGCCCGGUAACAAUUUAUUGAUGAAGCAUCCUGUACUGAAGCCGCUGACCUUCUACGCAGUUCAGGGAGAGGAACUACAGGGCGUGUACUCAACAGGAUUCGUGCACGUGAUGGAGGCACACGAGAUAGUAAAUCGUGUGUUGGAACUGAAAAGCAGCUGGCCUGUAGAUUGCUGGGGACCAUACGGCGAGGGAUCGAUCGGUGUUCUGUCUUAUUACGCGGAACAGGUGCAAAGGAUACGAGUGGAGCUACGGAAACGCAAGCUAUUCGACGUGUCGGUCGAGAGGGUAUUGAACGUUCAAGGAAAACAGUUCACCGCGGUGUUUAUCAGCAUCGUUCGGACCAGAAACUCGUGCAGAUAUUCGGCGGAGAGAAACGUGAAGGACUAUGGAUUCUUAACGAAUCCGAGGCUGUUAAAUACGGCCAUAACGCGGGCCAAAUGUUUGGUCGCGGUGGUCGGCGACCCGAUUGCCCUCUUAACGAUCGGUUCCUGUCGAAAGCUUUGGCAGAGGUAUCUGGAAAUUGCCGAUAUCCACGGCACGGACCAAGAAACACUCAAGUAUCAUCUCAGCCAGAUUCCCGAACUCCCGCUGGCCACGCCGUUGAACCCGUUGGCGCAGGAGUUUGUCCCCAGGAACAAUUUCUCCCUGGUCGAGUACGUGCCGGUACCGAUGAUAUAUCCGGUCUUUCACUACACCGAUACGCCACACGGUAUCGUCGAUAGUUCCAGUCGAAAUUGAACUGAAUUUUUACGCGUCGAUUUUUAAACAUCGGGAUGUUUCCUACUUUCGAAUAACUUUGGAUGGAUUUAAUUGUUGUAACUAGUACUCCGGGCUGGUUAGUUGCCCACUCGAAAGUUGGUGUUCGUCGUAGAGCAUACUCUGAUUUUCUUCUUUUUUUUCGAGAUCUGUUUUAGCAUUUAUUUUUAAUCGGAACGAAUCAGUGACUAUACUGAAAGGGAAUUCAAGUUUUCUUUCAUGAACAUUUAUACUCUUCGUUGUACAGGCAGGAUUUUGUGAUAAUCGAUCAAUUUGUAUAUACAUAAAUACAUACGUAAAUAUAUUUUCUUCCACCAAGCAGAA